This is a messenger RNA of Carassius carassius (crucian carp), 3168 nucleotides long. RefSeq names its product NACHT, LRR and PYD domains-containing protein 3-like. The coding region runs from base 112 to 3096 and encodes 994 amino acids. The transcript has 12 exons. The record is from RefSeq and is a predicted model, not a curated record. Lineage: Eukaryota; Metazoa; Chordata; Actinopteri; Cypriniformes; Cyprinidae. Gene Ontology annotation, molecular function: protein binding.
CCGUGAGAAAACUGAAAGCACCAUCAUCUGUUCUUUCACGAGGAGACGGAGAGAGGAAUCCAGAGCACACAUGAAUAAAUCUGUUGAGCAGUUAGGAAACCAUAAUCAAUAAUGAUGGCUGAAGACACAGACAAUCACAACACUUGCAACAGAGACAAAAGCAUUAAACGAGAGCGAUCACAUUCCCCUGUACUCAGUGUUUUAUCCAUGAAGAGUGACAAAUCAAUGAAAAUACCAAUUCAGUUGAAAGCAGAAGAGCGUCUGUUUAACCAAAGUUCUGAGGAGAGAUCAGAUUCACCUGUCCCCAGUGUUUUGUCCAUGAAAAGUGAUAAAUCAAUGAAAAUACCAAUUCAGUUAAAGGAUGGAGUUUUUGCAUCUGAUCAAAGUUCUGAGGAAAGAUCACAUUACCCUGAUCCGAGUGUUUUGUCCAUGAAAAGUGAUAAAUCAAUGAAAAUACCAAUUCAGUUAAAGGAUGGAGAUUUUGCAUCUGAUCAAAGUGCUAAGACAAGAGCAUAUUCUCCUGAUCCCAGUGUUUGGUCCCUGAAAAGUGACAAAUCAAUGAAAAUACCAAUUCAGUUAAAAGGUGGACAUUCUCUGCUUGACCAAAGUUUCCUAGAGACAUUGAAUUCGCCUGAUCCCAGUGCAAUACAAAUGCCAAUUCAGCGUAGAGAUGAAAUAAAUCUACCACAUCAGAGAGAUGAUGCACAAAGUCCUGAUCCAGAAAUCCAACAAAGAUUAAAAUAUAAUAUGAAAUUGAAGCAUCUCUACAUUUUUGAAGGACUGGCAAAGCAGGGAAACCCAACACUUCUGAAUGAAAUCUACACAGAGCUCUGCAUCAUAGAUGGUGGGAAUGGAGAGAUCAAUAAUGAGCAUGAAAUUAAAAGGAUAGAAAAAACAUUAAAAAGUGCAGCAGGAGUAACUACACCAAUUAAAUGCAAUGACAUCUUUAGAGCUUUACCUGGACAAGACAGACCCAUCAGAACUGUGCUGACAAAGGGAGUCGCUGGCAUUGGAAAAACAGUCUCUGUGCAGAAGUUUAUCCUGGACUGGGCUGAAGGGAAAGAGAAUCAGGACGUCCAGCUCAUAUUUCCAUUUCCUUUCAGAGAGCUCAAUCUGAUGAAGGAUAAAACACUCAGUCUUUCAGAUUUUCUUUAUGUCUUUUUCCCUGAAACCAAAGAAAUGGAAAUAUCCAGUGAAGAAUAUAAAGUGUUGUUUAUUUUUGAUGGUCUGGAUGAGUGUCGUCUGUCUCUCAAUUUUCAGAGUGAUGUGAGGUUGUGUGAUGCAAGUAAACCAGCCUCAGUGGAUGAGCUGUUGAUGAACCUCAUUGUGGGGAAUCUGCUUCCCUCUGCUCUCAUCUGGAUCACCUCCAGACCAGCAGCAGCUGAUCUCGUCCCCUCUGAGUGUGUCCAUCGAGUGACAGAGGUACGAGGCUUCAAUGAGCCACAGAAGGAGGAAUACUUCAGAAAGAGAAUCAGUGAUCAGAGUCUGGCCGACAGGAUCAUCUCACACCUGAAGUCAUCAAGGAGCCUCUACAUCAUGUGCCACAUCCCAGUGUUCUGCUGGAUCUCAGCCGCUGUUCUGGAGAAGAUGUUGAGUCGGGCAGUGAGCGGAGAGAUUCUAAAGACUCUCACUCAGAUGUACACACACUUCCUGAUGGCACAGAUUAGCAUCAAAGACGCAAAGUAUACUGAGAAGGAGGACAAGGAUAUGGAGAUGAUCUUCAAAUUGGGGAAACUGGCAUAUGUGCAACUGGACAAGGGAAACCUGAUCUUCUAUGAGGAAGACCUGAGAGAGUGUGGCAUUGAUGUGACAGAAGCAUCAGUGUACUCAGGAUUGUGCACUCAGAUCUUCAGAGAGGAAUCUGGCUGGUAUCAGGGGAAAGUCUUCUGCUUUGUUCAUCUCAGCGUUCAGGAACAUCUAGCGGCUCUAUAUGUGAUACUCUCCUUCCACAACAGCAGCAAAAAUGUGCUUGUUGAAGGUGAAGCAAAGACAGUGUCAAUCAUUCUCAAAUGUGCAAUUGAUAAGGCUUUAGACAGUAAGAAUGGACAUCUCGAUCUCUUUCUUCGCUUUCUCAUGGGACUUUCGGUGGAGACAAAUCAGGCCCUUCUAGAAAGGUUUUUAAAGAAAAGAAGUAUCAUCGCCCAGGACACAGCAGAAACUGUUGAGUAUCUCAAGGAAAUGAUUGUAAGAAAUUGUCCAGAUAAGAGCAUUCUUAUGUUCCACUGUCUAAAUGAACUUAAUGAUCAUUCACUAAGUGAUGAAAUCCAAAAGUACAUAGCCUCUGGAAAAGUUAGCGAAGAUAUCCAGUCCCAGGAACUUGGCUUGGCUCUUCUGUUUAUUUUAAUGACAUCAAAUGAGAACUUUGAUGAGUUUGAACUACAUAAAUAUGGCAGAUCAGAUGCAUUCAUAAGCUGGCUGUAUCCUGUGAUCAGGCUGUCUACAAAAGCUUGGAUGUGUAACUGUAAUAUCACAGAAAUGGGAUGUUUAAAGCUGUCUACACUUUUGUCUUCACAUUCCAAUGUGAGAGAGCUGGAUCUGAGCCACAACAACCUGCAGGACUCAGGAGUAGAAAUACUCUGUGCUGGACCAAAGGAAUCAAGCCGUGCAAAACAAUUAAUUCAGCAAUGGUUCAGCAGUAGGCCAUAUCAUCCAAGCAAUCAGUGUUUGUUUGAUGAUAUUGCAAGUCUCACAGCUGGACUACAGGACGCAGAGUCUAGACUGGAAUCUCUGAAUCUGAAGAACUGCACAGUUACAGCAGCAGGCUGUGUUUUCCUGAGUUCAGCUCUUAGUUUAAACCCUUCACAUCUGAAAGUGCUGGAUCUGAGCUGGAAUAAUAUAGGAGACUCUGGAGUGACCCAUAUCUGUGCUUCUCUGGACAAAGUUCAUUGCUCAUUGGAAAUACUCAAGUUACAUAAUUGUAAUAUAACACACAAAAGUUGUGCAGCAUUGGCGUCAGUACUACAAACAGAUUCAAACCUGAAAGAACUGUCUCUAAGCAAGAAUGAGCUCCAGGACUCUGGUGUGAUGCUGUUAUCUGUUGGACUUCAUCAUCCUCACUGUAAACUGGAGACCCUGAGGCAAGAUUAUUCUCAAUGACAACAAAUCCACCAAUAAACAACAUUACUCAAUGCACCAUUUGUGUUUUGUUUAUAAGAGUUACAGCUGAAC